UUGGUGAGGGAGAACGGUGAGGUACGCGCAAUGGCAGUAGUUGAACACGGGGUGGGUGCGGAGAGAGUGAUGCUCAUAAGCGCUGAUCUUCAACGGAGCGGAGAACAACGUCAAGAAAGAGAGAAAGAGACUAUAAGAGUAAAAGUUCUGCGUGACGAUGGGAAGGCAAGAGCGCGCUGAACGCGGGAAGAGCGUGAGCGAUGCGUCUGCGCGCCACGAACCGCUCAGCCUCGCCUCAGGUGAGAGCGCGCAUGCGACCGCUCUGGUGAAAAUGAGCUCUGCUGCUGCUGUGAAGACACACCAACAUAAACACAGCCUGAAGCGCCGAUUUGAAGUGCUGGAGACUCUGGGCAAAGGCACAUAUGGGAAGGUGAAAAAAGCAGUGGAGAAACAAAGCGGAAAAACGGUGGCCAUUAAAUCUAUAAGGAAGGAGAGGCUCAGUGAUGAUCUGGACAGAGCUCACAUCAAAAGAGAGAUAGAAAUCAUAUCCUCUCUGUCACACUCAAACAUAAUUCAGAUCUAUGAGGUGUUUGAGAGCAGAGAGAAGAUAGUGAUGGUGAUGGAGUAUGCAAGUGGAGGAGAGCUGUAUGAAUACAUUCAGAAGAGGGGAAGGCUAACAGAGGAAGAGGCCAGACACUUCUUCAGCCAAAUUACCUCCGCAGUGCUCUACUGCCACAAAAAUGGUGUGGUUCAUCGAGAUCUUAAACUUGAGAACAUUUUAUUGGACCAGGACUUAAAUGUCAAGCUUGCUGAUUUUGGUUUGUCCAACCAAUAUCAGAGAGGCCAUUUUCUGGAGACAUUUUGUGGAAGCCCUCUCUAUGCAUCACCAGAGAUCAUCAAUGGACUGCCAUACCAAGGCCCAGAGGUGGAUUGCUGGGCUCUAGGUGUACUGCUCUAUGCUCUAGUUUAUGGUUUUAUGCCUUUUGAUGGAUGCAAUUACAGCAGCCUUAGAGAGCAGAUCAGCCAAGGAAGAUACAGGAUGCCCAACACCCAUUCAGAUGCUUAUACUUUGAUUGGCUGGAUGCUGACUGUCAAUGUAGAGGAGAGAGCCACUGUGGAGGAUGUUGCCAAUCACAGGUGGCUUAACCGAAUCUGCACAGUCACUGUGAACGACUGUGGCCACAAUGGUUUUACUACAUCUGACCUUUCAACUUUGCAUACCAAUAUCUGUCACAGCUUUCCCCCAGUAGUGGUGGAAGAUCGAACACGAGGCAGUACAGUGCCCAGAAAGAGCCGUAAGCAGAGGCAAUCAAUUCAGCACCUUGACUCCACCAACUAUCAUCAAUCUACACUUCUGUCUUUGCAUCUAACAUCUUCCUCACACAGCCAACUGGCCAAACUACCAAAGAAGGGCAUUUUAAAGAAACUAUAUAAGUGGGCUGAAUACAAGUCCUCACUAGAACAUUCAGACAUAGGACAGAAAGACACUGGAGGUAGUCAAGUCAUCUGCCAAGAUAAGGAGAGUAGCAGUAAAGAGACAGACAAUGACAAGAAGAGGAAGGGUAUUCUUAAACGAAAUAGCAUCUCCUCAAGUCUAGACCUGCCUUCAAAUACAAUGCCAAACCAUGAACCAGCUCCAACACGGUCAAACGACAAUAUCCAUGACAACAGCUGCUUAAGUAAUUAUUAUAAGGGGAGAGAUUUGGAGAUAGAGAUUACACUAUGGAAGACAUGA
Colossoma macropomum (tambaqui) is the source of this 1675-nucleotide messenger RNA. Its product is annotated as NUAK family SNF1-like kinase 1. Gene Ontology annotation, molecular function: tau-protein kinase activity; protein serine/threonine kinase activity; ATP binding. The record is from RefSeq and is a predicted model, not a curated record. NCBI's taxonomy places the organism in Eukaryota, Metazoa, Chordata, Actinopteri, Characiformes, Serrasalmidae. Gene Ontology annotation, cellular component: cytoplasm. The transcript is spliced from 7 exons. Gene Ontology annotation, biological process: protein phosphorylation; intracellular signal transduction; microtubule cytoskeleton organization. Bases 158 to 1675 code for a protein of 505 amino acids.